AUGUCAAAGAUUGCUAAGGUUGAUCAAAGUGUUAAGGAAUAUCUGGAGGAAGCUGGGUCUGAAAAAUGGGCUCGGUGUCACUCUCCUGUAAAUAGAGGUAGAAUGAUGACUUCAAAUAUAGCCGAAUGUAUUAAUAGUUGUUUGGUUGAGGCUAGAAAACUUCCUAUUCUAGGUUUCCUAGAAGAAGUUAGAAUCUUAUUUGCUGCAUGGAAUUGUAAGAACAACGAAAUUGCAUCGUACACAAAUACAACUCUUAGCAGAAGAUUUGAAGAAAUUCUUACUCAUAAUGGUGUUAAAUCUUUGCGGAUGACGGUUAAACCAGCAGGGAGUUAUCUUUAUUAUGUUUAUGAUUCGGGACGGAGGUACAUUGUAGAUAUUGAGCGUGGCACGUGCAAUUGUGGCCGAUAUCAAAUUGAUGAAAUACCUUGUCCACAUGGAAUUGUCGUAUUAAAAGGUAAAAAUAUGGAUGUAAAGGAUUAUGGUCAUUAUUGCUCUGAAUUGUACAGGCGACAAACCAUAGUGAAAACAUAUGAACUCCCGAUAGUUUCAAUGCCAGACAAGAAGGAUUGGAAUGUUCCAUGUUUUGUUGAUGAUGAAGAAGUUUUGCCGCCCAAAUAUCAAAGACCUCCUGGUAGGCCAAAAAAAGAAAGGCAUCUGAAUCAACUGAAUCAUUGUCUUCAAAUUCAAACUGCUGCGGUAAAUGCGCAAGAGCCGAUCACAAUCGUAGGACUUGUGGUUUCUUUCCUAAGGAAUCAUGAUGAAGAUAUUAUGUUUUUCUACAUGUUGAUGGUUUGUUUGUUUUUAGUAGUAUAA
Molecule: messenger RNA, 813 nt
Organism: Capsicum annuum
Lineage: Eukaryota; Viridiplantae; Streptophyta; Magnoliopsida; Solanales; Solanaceae
Exons: 2
Coding region: 1-813 (270 amino acids)
Molecular function (GO): zinc ion binding
Source: RefSeq, a predicted model, not a curated record